UCGAAACAUACAUCAUCGUCGACAAGAAGUGGAAAAUCUCAAGUCUAAAUUAAAGUUAUCCUCCAUCUAUUUGUUUUGAGAUAGCGUCUGUACUUCCGCAAUCGAUGAAAUUAUCUGUGAAUCGGUGAUCGAAGAUAUUACAGAGAUUCUGAGUACUAUUGUGAUUUUUGCUGAUAGAAGGGGAGGUAUGAAGGAACUAAUUAUUCAUAAUUAUUAUCAUCAACUAUUCUUGUUCUUCUUUGUUAUUCAUUUUAUAGGAGGAGAUCAUGAAUUAGUGGUAAUGGGUCAAAAUACAAAACAAGUAGUAGUUGAGGAGUUUAAAGUUGGUGUGGUUCUUGAUCUGAACAUGUCUGUGUCAAAGGUGUGGUUGACUUCCAUGAACAUGGCUCUCUCCGACUUUUAUGCAACUACUCCUCGUAAGAGAAGGUUGGUUCUCCAUGUAAGGGAUUCUAACAGAGAUGUUCUCGAUGCUUCCUCUGCAACUAUAGAUUUGAUAAAAAAUGUUGAAGUCCAAGCGAUCAUAGGUCCCAUGUCAUCAGCACAAGCUAUUCAUAUGGUUCUUCUUGGAAGCCGAUCUCAAGUUCCGAUUAUUUCUUUCAGUGCAACAAGUCCUUCUAUUUCUCUUUCUCAAAAUCCUUAUUUCAUUCGUACAUCACUAGAAGAUUCAUCUCAAGUAAAUGCCAUUGCUGCCAUUGUGAAGGCUUUUGGAUGGAGAACAGUUGUACCUCUUUAUGAAGACACCGAAUAUGGACAUGGUAUUGUUCCAUAUUUAGUUGAUGCGCUUCAAAAUAUCAAUACUAGAGUUCCUUAUAGGAGUGUAUUCCCCAAUUCAGCUUCCGACGAUCGAAUUGUCCAAGAACUUCACAAUUUAAGAACAAUGCAAACAAGGGUAUUCAUUGUGCACAUGGUCUCACCACUAGGAUUACGUAUUUUCGAGAAAGCUAAACAAAUUGGUAUGAUGAGCGAAGGGUACUCUUGGAUUGUUACGGAAGGCUUAGGCUCUCAUUUGAGUUCGUUCAAUUCUUCGGUUAUUGAUUCAAUGCAAGGAGUAGUAGCUGUAAGGCCAUAUAUUGCUAUGUCCAAAGAGCUUAGCUCAUUUGGGGUGAAAUGGAAAAGAAAGUUUCAGAAAGAGAACCCAGAUGUUGAAAGGAAUUUGGAUAUUUUAGGUAUAUGGGCAUAUGAUACAGUUUGGGCACUGGCAAGAGCAGUUGAGAAACUUAAAAGCGCCAAUGUUCGAUUCAGUAAGGGAACCACAGCCUCUUUAAACUCAAGCGAUGUUGCAAAACUAGGUGUUUCUCAAAUAGGUCCUGAACUUUUGCAAGGAAUUUCCAAUAUGAAAUUUAAAGGCCUAAGUGGGGACUUUCAUCUCGUCGAUAGACAACUGCAAUCCAAAACCUUUCAAAUACUCAAUGUCGUUGGAACUGGGGCAAGAGAAGUUGGAAUUUGGACACAUUCAAAUGGAAUCAUAAAGGAUAUAAGCUUAGUUGAGACUGCCAAAAGCACAUACUUGACAUCAAACAAAGACAACUUACGCCCUAUCAUAUGGCCUGGAGAUACUACGAACAUUCCUAAAGGUUGGGAAAUUCCAACAAAUCAUAAAAAGUUAAGAAUUGGAGUUCCGGUAAAAAAGGGUUUCAAUGAAUUUGUGAAGGUAGAAAAAAAUUCUGACAGUUAUUCGGGAUAUAAAGUCACUGGUUAUUGCAUAGAUGUGUUUGAUGCUGCAUUAGAUAAGUUGCGAUAUGCUGUUCUCUAUGAUCUCAUUCCUUUUCAGAAUAACGAUGGCAAAGCUGGAAGUUACGAUGAUCUUGUGUACCAAGUGACUGUUCAGAAAUUUGAUGCCGUUGUUGGAGAUGUUACUAUCACAGCCAAUCGAUCAGAGAUCGUGGAUUUUACGUUACCCUAUGCCGAAGGAGGGGUAUCAAUGGUUGUGCGGGUGAAAAAAGAUAUGAGCAAGGAUACUUGGAUAUUCCUCAAGCCGUUGGAGUGGAAGCUCUGGGUAACAACUGGGGCUUUCUUUUUAAUCAUUGGCGUUGUAAUUUGGAUUCUCGAACACAGAGUGAACAGGGAGUUCAGAGGAGGGCCUCAUCCUUUGUAUCAGUGGGGCACCAUGCUUUCUUUCUCCUUCUCGACGCUUGUCUUCGCUCAGAAGGAGAGAGUGCUAAGCACUUUGGGCAGAUUUGUAAUUGGAAUUUGGUUUUUUGUUGUGCUAAUUCUCACACAAAGUUAUACAGCAAAUUUAACAUCCAUGUUAACAGUUCAACGAUCCGAUCCAACCUACAGUAAUAUUAAUGAACUGAUCAAAUAUGGGUACAAUGUGGGUUAUCAGGAAGGUUCGUUUGUGUUUGGAAUGUUAAAGCAGAAGGGUUUUGCUGAGUCCAAUCUGAAAAUCUACAGGUCUCCUGAAGAAUUUGAUGAAGCCUUCUCGAAAGGAACAAUUAAAGGUGGUAUUGAUGCUGCUUUCGAGGAGCUCCCAUACAUUGAACUCCUCCUUGCAACAUACUGUGAUAAAUACAUGAUGGUUGGAGAAAUCCAUCAAAAUGAUGGACUUGGUUUUGUUUUCCCAAAAGGUUCUCCCUUAGCUCCUGAUAUCUCAAGAAAAAUCUUGAGCAUAAGAGAAGAAGGUAAAACGCAAAAGCUUAAACAAGCUUCGUUCAAGAGCAAAAUAUCAUGUUCUAACAAGGACGCCUUCGCUUCAUCAAAUAGUCUUACUCUUAGUAGUUUUUGGGUCCUUUUCCUCAUUACAGGACUUUGUGCAGCAUUUUCUAUAAUUGUGUUCUUAAUUGUUUUCUUACGCGAAAACAGAGAUAUCUUGAAUGAUUCAAAUUCUACAAUUAGGGAUAAAAUCAUCGAUUUGCUUAAAAAGUUCUACGAAUAUGACGAGAAUCGCAUGAUCACAUAUUUCGAAUGCAAUCCUGCAUGCAACGAGCAAAAUAAAGUCAUCGUCAAUGGAGAUCAGCAUGCAGCAGAAACUGUAGAUACUGGAGAUUCACCUCCAAGGAUUGACAAUUCUCCAUCAAUAGCAAGUUUCGGAAUUGUUACCCCGCAGAAUGGCAACUUCAAUACAGCUAGAAGAAACUCUACAACAUUAAACGCUGACUAUGAUAUUGGAUAUUUUACAGCAACAUCAGAAAGUGAUACAGAUUUUGAAAAUUCUACACCACGAGAUAGUGAUUCUGUGUCAGACGUUAGAACCUCAGCUUUACAACAUUUAAUGACACAUGACGUUGAUUUACAAGGUCAUAGGGAAUUUGAGGAACAAUAAUUAAAAACUAGAUUUUAUAGCUAUCAGUAUAUCUCUUUUUUUUUUUUGAUGGAAAGCUAUCAGUAUAUCAUGAAAUUUAAUUUUAAUUCUUUGAAUUGUUUAUGUUGAUCAUGCUUGUUAACUUAUUAAUUUUAGAUAUACAAUAUAAUAUUUUACAUUAUUCAUACAAA
Messenger RNA from Papaver somniferum (opium poppy), 3432 nucleotides. RefSeq names its product glutamate receptor 2.7-like. NCBI's taxonomy places the organism in Eukaryota, Viridiplantae, Streptophyta, Magnoliopsida, Ranunculales, Papaveraceae. Bases 188 to 3262 code for a protein of 1024 amino acids. The record is from RefSeq and is a predicted model, not a curated record. Gene Ontology annotation, molecular function: glutamate-gated receptor activity. Gene Ontology annotation, cellular component: plasma membrane. The transcript is spliced from 5 exons.